Aspergillus clavatus NRRL 1 is the source of this 369-nucleotide messenger RNA. RefSeq lists its product as uncharacterized. Lineage: Eukaryota; Fungi; Ascomycota; Eurotiomycetes; Eurotiales; Aspergillaceae. The transcript is spliced from 2 exons. Bases 1 to 369 code for a protein of 122 amino acids. The record is from RefSeq and is a predicted model, not a curated record.
AUGUCCUACAAUAAGCCUGACGGCCCUCCCCCCUCAUAUCCUGCCCCUGUUCAUGAUGCAGGCCCAUACAACACACCUCCCCCUGGUGGCGCGAAUCAUGACAUGUACAAUCAGCAAGGCGGCUACUACCCUCCUCCCCAGAACUAUGGUCCUCCCCAACCAGACUACGGUUACGGAACUCCUCCUCCCCAAGGACAGCCGAUGUACUAUCCCCCGCCGCAGGGAUACCCGCAACAACAGCCAUAUCCUCCGCAACAACAGCCGGGAUACUACGCUGAUGAGCGCGGCGGUGGCUCGUCGGGCGGUGGUAUCUGCGCUGGUAUCAUGGCUGCCCUGGCAUGCUGUUGCUGCUUGGAUAUUCUGUUCUAA